AGACGCGGAGGCAGACAAGAUGGCGGCGGCGGGUGCACAGGGUGCGAGAAGUGGUGGCGGCGGAGGCAGUAGUGGGGCUGGCGGUGGCACCAGCUGCGGGACAGGCAGUAGCCGCAGCGGCUUAUUGGAUAAGUGGAAGAUUGAUGAUAAGCCUGUAAAAAUCGACAAGUGGGAUGGAUCAGCCGUGAAAAACUCUUUGGAUGAUUCUGCCAAAAAGGUACUUCUGGAAAAAUACAAGUACGUGGAGAAUUUUGGUCUAAUUGAUGGUCGCCUCACCAUCUGUACAAUCUCUUGUUUCUUUGCCAUCGUGGCUUUGAUUUGGGAUUAUAUGCAUCCGUUUCCAGAGUCCAAGCCUGUUUUGGCUUUGUGCGUCAUAUCCUAUUUUGUGAUGAUGGGAAUUCUGACCAUUUAUACCUCAUAUAAGGAGAAGAGCAUCUUUCUUGUGGCCCACAGAAAAGAUCCUACAGGGAUGGAUCCUGACGAUAUUUGGCAGCUGUCCUCCAGUCUCAAAAGGUUUGAUGACAAAUACACCCUGAAGUUGACCUUCAUCAGUGGGAGAACAAAGCAGCAGCGAGAAGCCGAGUUCACCAAGUCCAUUGCUAAGUUUUUUGACCACAGUGGGACACUGGUCAUGGAUGCAUAUGAACCUGAAAUAUCCAAGCUCCAUGACAGUCUUGCCACAGAAAGAAAAAUAAAAUAGCCAAUUCUAAAAGCAGCCCUUUUUCUGCUGGAUCAUGCUGAAUUAUCGGGUAGGGGGAGGGAAGAAACAGAGAACUUAAAAUGGGUAAAGUUAACAAACGUUAAAAAUGUCCCUGUUUUGGGCCAGCCCCGUGGCUCACUCAGGAAAGUGCGGCGCUGGUAGCGCUGAGGCCGCGAGUUUCGAUCCUAUAUAUGGAUGGCCGGUGUGCUCACUGACUGAGCGUGGUGCAGACGGCACCGAGCCAAGGGUUGUUGUGAUCCCUUUACUGGUCAAAAAAAAAAAAAGUCCCUGUUUUGUCCUGAAAUUUUAGUCCAUUCUGGGUAUGUAGGAUUUUCUAGCACAGAAAGGAGAAGUUGUAGCUUUGAUGUCUAGCUGUAGCCUCAUUGGUCUGCUAAUUGCAUUAUUUUGAUUUGCUUUUCUGGAAAAGCAUUUUUGCUAAAAGAUGUACAGACAUUUUUUUUCCUACCUAGCAGUACUCUAUAUAGUAUAGCUUUGUGCCAUGCAGCAUUUGAAGACUUAGGUUUAAAAAAUUAUUAACCUGUUGCUGACUUUGUGUUAAUUCCUGUUUCAGCAGCUGUUUCCCUGAAGAAUUCAGGAUGCAACUUCUGUGUGUGACAGUUUUCUUUCACACACCAUUUUUGUGGGUGUGUAUAUGUCUGACUUGGGGAGAAUUUAAAAAAAAAAACAACACAGCUUUCUAACUUGUUUAAAACAGACUUUCUGCCUGUUACAUUUUGCGCUCUUAAACAAUUAAAGAAGCCAGUAGCAUUUUUAGUUUUAUAUUGUGUUUCCCACUAGUAUAUCCCCUGUUGAUUUGUUUGUUCCCUUUAUUAACCGCCAUUUUCUAAAAAUUUUUCUCAAUAAAAGGAAAGAAGAUGUAAAAAAAAAAAUGGAGUUGUAGUCUUGAUGGAAGGAACUAACACUUGCUGUGUUAGCGGUCUUACUACUUAUAGGUUCCUUUUGUUUCUAGGCUGUCUUACUGGUCAGAGGCCCCUGAGGAACGCAGUGAUAACAAUAACAAUGCUCAGUACGUCCUUUGUGCCAGGAAGUGCUCCAUGUACUUUACAUGUAUUAAUUCACUAAACCCACAACAAUCCUAAGAGGAACCUGAGACACAAAAGUUGAGUAAUUUGUCACACAGCUAGUGAUAUAAUUGGGACUUAAGCCUGAGUAGUCUGGCUCCAGAGUUUGUGUUCCUGCAGAAACAAAACAACAUCUUUUCCAGAAUUUUCCCACUGUGGUCAGAGAACUGGGCCUAGGUCCUGUGACUUUUAGAAAUAUUGUCCCUCCAGCCUUACAAAAAUGCAAUUCCAGCGGAACCUAGUACUCAAAACUAUAUUCAACUUCUAAGAAAUCACCCUUUACACAUUCCCUGUUUGACAUGGGAAUGUUGCCCUAUCUAGCACCACACAGUGGGGGAUUGUGGAACAACACUGGACAAGAAGUUGAAGCCUCGGAUUCUAUACUUUUCAUUUCUACAAGCCCUGGGUAAAUCACCAAAUUCCUCAGGCUUCUAGUUUCCUCUUAUUUUUUAUUUAUUUAUUUUUUUGUUUGAUAAUCAAAUUUUGUGAGCUACUGAAAGCUUUUGAAAGUGUAAUUGGAUAAUUGUAUGUUUACAAUGGAAGAGUUACUGUUAGACACAGAGGCACCAAGUCUUGUGGAUGUGGACAGUAACCCUCUCCGUGAUGACCCUUUGAGGUUCCUUCACACGAGGUAUGCCAUUUUCUCUACAUAUACAAACAUAUAUCUUCACAUAUGCUUUUUUUAAAACAAAAAUUGAAUUGUGUUGAUAUAUGUCCUGUAAUUUGUUUUUUAAACUUAAUAUUUCUUAGGUGCUUUUCCUGUAAGUGUAUAUAUAGGUCAAACUCAUUUUUAAUAGCUGCAUAAUACUCCAUAGUAUAAACGUUUUUCAUUUAACUAUUUCCCUAUCCAUAGAUAAUAAUUUUUUCCUCGAUUUAUUACUAUCCCAAGAGGACUUGUAGUUAGGGAGAGGGGAAAAAAUGGUCUUUCUGUGAGAGACAAAAGACCUGGGUUGUUUCCAGCUUUAUUGUAAUGUGUUUGUGACCUUGGGAAAAUCCCAUUCAUUCUGUAGGGUGAAUUUUCUUAACUUGUUAAAAAGGUUUUAGAGAAUGUAUCCUUUUGAGAUUAUGAAGAUUCCUUACUCCCCAGAAAUGCCUAUAUAUAUAGAACAUCCCUUGUGAUUCUGAAGAAUGUGAGUGCCAUAAUCCCUAAAAUCUGCCCAUAAACCCCACAUUGAGACUUCUUGGACUGCAUGGAUCUCUUAAGGUUUUUCCUUGACUCCAGAAGCCAGUAUAAACUGUUUAGAUUUGUUAAGGAAGCGGGCUAUCCACCUAGCCACAUGUUGUGAUUGGUCCCCCCCAACCUUUGCACUUGUGGCAUUUUAGGAUGAACAAAAAAAUACCCUCUGCAGGCUCAAGCCUCAGUCCAGGCACACCUUGUAAGGCUACAGAGUGCCUCUGGCUGUUUUUUGACACAUCUCCCCAGUGGUCACUCCAGCCUGUGCUCUUUACCCUCUGUAGGUCUGCAGCACCCUUGCCACCAGGAAACCCUGACACCCAUCACAUUGCCCUCCAGGUUCUCAAUUCCUCAUACCUACUUCGGAUGGACUUAAGUCUCCCAGAACAGAGAGGACUACUGAGGAGAGUGGGGAAACAUUGCUAAUGUUUUUCAUUAUUUGCAAAUUUCACCUGCUAAUGUAUAUUUAAUGUUUGUAGUGCUUUUAUGUAUUUUUAGUAGGAGUCUUUUUUGCUUCAGAACAAUCUUAGGGAAUGAAAGAAGAUGCAAAGGUUCUUAGUAUACACACAAGUUGUAUUUUUCUUUUUCUUUUUUUUUUUUUUUAAAGAUGACUGGUAAGGAGAUCUUAACCCUUGGCUUGGUGUUGUCAGCACCACGCUCAACCAGAGAGCUAACCAGCCAUCCCUAUAUAGGAUCCGAACCUGUGGCCUUGGUGUUAUCAGCACCGCACUCUCCAGAGUGAGCCAUGGGGCUGGCCCUGCAAGUUGUAUUUUUCUCUGGGCCUGAGUUUCUCAGUUUAGAUCCCUUUCUCUCGCUAACUCUCUCUACCUUAUCUUCACCCCUGGCUAGCCCCACCCUGCACCCCAAACCUUCCUUUCAUGAUUGAAAUCAUCAGGGAAAACUGUGAGUAUCACAUUAAUAAAAAUUUUUAUAGAAUAUAUCCUGUCCUACUGGCAACCUCUUGUUAUUAAGUAGGAUAUCCUUAACAACCCGACCUGAAACACAUGUGCUCAGAUGUUUCCUCUGAUAUCCUACCUUUUUUUUUUUUAAAUGCCAUGGGCUCAUUUGACAUUCUGAUGUUUUCUAUGGCCCCUUUCUCAGACUAAUGCCUGUUAAUGAGGAACUGGGGAGGUUGUUGCAGGCUCUUGAGUACUGGGAAAUAAGUUAAAAGACUGUUGCUCAAAAGGAGCCCUGGUUGUUGCUUACUCUCCUCUGAGCAGGAGCACUUCCUUAGUAAUCUGGCAAUCAGUCCCGGGUCAGCCCCAUUUUAACUACUGGUACUAAUACUCUUCCUGAUAGGUAGCGGGUUUCUCUUCCAUUCAGACAGCAGUUACAGAGACAUGCACUUACAUGAGCAUGAAAGGAAGGAAAUUCCCUACUGCUAUGGGCAGAAACCAGAUGAACUGUUAGAACAUUGGCUGAUUUGCUUAGGAGAUGAGGGAUUCGGGGUACAUGAUGCUUGUUAAGGAUGAAUGGCAACUGGUGGGCUGUCUUACAGCCAAUCUCCUCCUGAAGUCUGUCAUGCCAGCUUUAGACCCAUGCAGACACAACAGGAAAGGACCUGGAAUUUUUUGCAGUGGGUCUUGGCUACUAUAAAGGAGCUUUGGCCCUUUUGGAGAGAUUUCCCUGUAACAGACAAACUCUUCUGGGGAACCCAUGAUGAGGACUGAACAGUAUUCAGACUCUUGGUGCCUUGGAUUUGGUUUAUAAUGCUGUCGAACGUGACCCACUGGACAAAGAGAAACUGUUGGGAGUGGCAAUCUGCCAUGAGUCCUGAGAAUCCCUGCAUGUUCUAACGCAAUACCCUAACCACUCUCUUCCUGGACUGUACUUGUGUGUUCUGUCGCAGGUAGUAAGCUACCUUGAGAUGAGAAGUCUUGCCUGUUGCUCGCUACAAAAGUGUUGAAUCUCCCAAGCUCGAGGUCUGCAUGUGUAGGCAUCAUGUAGGCCUACCCUGUGGCACUUUAGGGAGUGGGGGCUAUGGGGAACUGAUUCAACCAUCAUGCUCAUGUGCUUGUGAUACC
Molecule: messenger RNA, 4980 nt
Organism: Cynocephalus volans (Philippine flying lemur)
Lineage: Eukaryota; Metazoa; Chordata; Mammalia; Dermoptera; Cynocephalidae
Gene: SPCS2
Product: signal peptidase complex subunit 2
Exons: 5
Coding region: 20-700 (226 amino acids)
Biological process (GO): protein targeting to ER
Cellular component (GO): signal peptidase complex; membrane
Source: RefSeq, a predicted model, not a curated record